UGCUCCGGCUUCUGUAAGCGGAGCGCCGGGGACACUUGCUGCGGAGACAAGAGACAAGAGACCAGAGACCAGAGAGAGUGGACGAAGCUCUGGACAAACAACAACAAGAUCACUUUCACUCGACCCACAAACAUCCCAACAUGUCUUCAAAGUGCCCCAAGUGUGACAAGACGGUGUAUUUCGCUGAAAAGGUGUCAUCACUGGGGAAGGACUGGCACAAGUUGUGUCUCAAGUGUGACCGCUGCAACAAGCUCCUGAACGCUGGAGGCCACGCUGAGCAUAAUGGACGGCCCUACUGCCACAAACCGUGCUAUGCUGCCCUCUUUGGGCCAAAAGGUGUGAACAUUGGUGGCGCCGGCUCUUACGUGUACGAUACUCCAGCCAACAACAACGCGUCUGCUACUAGCGUGGAUUCAGCCCCCAAAGCUGAGGAGAAACGAGUGUUCGCCCCCAAGGCAGCACCGAAAGCAGCUGGCAGCAUCACCACCUUUUCAGGAGAGGCCAACCUGUGUCCCCGAUGCAGCAAGAAGGUGUAUUUUGCUGAAAAGGUGACAUCGCUGGGUAAGGACUGGCAUCGACCCUGUCUGCGCUGUGAGAGGUGCAGCAAGACUCUGGCUCCUGGCAGCCACGCAGAGCAUGACGGCCAGCCCUACUGCCACAAACCAUGCUAUGCUGUUCUCUUCGGGCCCAAAGGCGUGAACACUGGUGGUGUUGGCAGCUACAUCUAUGAAAAGGAGCCCAGUGCAGUGACCCAGCCUUGAACCUUUUUGUCCCCUCAGCUUCACCCCUCUUCUCUACACAACACUGACCAUCAAUCACAGUAUUAUUUGUAGCCUUCCUCCCACCUUGUGCGUUCAUACCUGAGACAACCAACAACCUUUUCUCCUUUAUUCUGACCCGCUCCCAGCUGAUUUAGCACCACGAGGAUAUAUGUAUUUGCUCCGGGAGAGCCGUUAUUCCCACAGGUUGUUACAAAUAACUGCAACCAUUUUUUUUGCCACAUUUAAUAAAUGUACAUGAACACAUUAGAUGUGACCACAGUAAAAUACCAAGGUCUUAUAUUUCAAUUUUGUACCCUGAAAACAGUGUGAUUGUGAAAUGCGAUGAGAAUGAUUCCGGGUGUGGGAAGGUGCAUUGUGGGUAGAGGUGCAGCGCGUUGAGGAAUUUACCUACUGCUGCAGGUACAGGCGGUGCUAAGAAGGGGCACGUUGCCAACAAAUCUGUAUUUUACAAAUGCCAUAUUUACAUUUUGGCUGCCUGACAAUAUUCCUUAUGUAAGAAAAAAGUAAAAAAGGUGGGAAGUGGAUCUCUCAGGCGACUGUUACGUGAUUUUCAACACAUCCAUGAGGCUGUAUUGAGUCAAAAUGAAUUUAAUAACCUCUUUAAUGUCAAAAAUCUGGAUAAUGUGCUAAUAAAUAACACACAUUUUUUAAAAUGAGGCAGAAUGACGUUUUGCGGAGGGAGGGCUGUGGUUUGCCAGAACAGAAACAUGUAUUUAUUGCUUCAAAUCAAGUUGUUUAAAUUUAAUUUGCCAUCGUACUACUACCCUUUAUGGGAAUGAUUAUGAAGGAGGUCAAACAAGGCAAUGUAAACUGUAUAAAUCUCUAAGAUCAACACGUUUAUGGUUAAUUUCAAAUAAAUAACCCUGCUGUUAUUUUCCGAGAGAUGACGCACUAUUUGAUAUUUAAAUUUUGGCUGCCUGAAAAUAUUCUUUAUGUAAAAAACAAAGUCCCAACAUAUUAUAAAAAGGUGGAAAAGUGGAUUUCUCAGGCGACUGUUACGUGAUUUUCAACACAUCCAUGUGGCUGUAUUGAGUCAAAAUGAAUUUAAUAACCUCUUUAAUGUCAAAAAUCUGGAUAGUGUGCUAAUAAAUAACACAGAUUUUGCGGAGGGAGGGCUGUACUUUGUCAGAACAGAAACAUGUAUUUAUUGCUUAAAAUCACGUCAUUUAAAUUAAAUUUGCUAUCGUACUACUACCCUUUAUGGGACUGAUUAUGAAGGAGGUCAAACAAGGCAUUGUAAGCUGUAUAAAUCUCUACGAUCAAGAUUUUUAUUGUUAAUUUCAAAUAAAUAACCCUGCUGUUACGUUCUGAGAGAUGACGCACUAUUUGAAGUAUUUCUUUUUUUGCCAUUAGCAGAAACAGUAGCUUAGCUUGUAGAAAACGCUGCAGACAAGUCAUUCUGUAAGAAUGUGCAUCCUAGUAUUAUUGUACGACUGUUACUGUGUUUGUUUAAUACCUGUUGUACGCCGUAGGGCCUCGUAGACGCCGCAGGGCUCACUGUUUGUAGAGCUGAAACGCUGCACUUCAGCCCUGCCGCAUUCGUCUUUUUAAUCCCUUGAAUAAAUAUUUCAGAAACUCUUCAUCUGUGUUAUUACAAUUAUUAUUCCAGCAGACUUUUGAACUCCUUUUUGUGUUCAUGAAUUGCAAUAAACAAAACACUACAUGUCA
Sebastes umbrosus (honeycomb rockfish) is the source of this 2450-nucleotide messenger RNA. It is a transcript of the gene crip2, whose product is annotated as cysteine-rich protein 2. Lineage: Eukaryota; Metazoa; Chordata; Actinopteri; Perciformes; Sebastidae. The transcript has 8 exons. The record is from RefSeq and is a predicted model, not a curated record. The coding region runs from base 141 to 761 and encodes 206 amino acids.